Symbiodinium necroappetens is the source of this 2661-nucleotide messenger RNA. The record is from the annotation of a GenBank genome assembly. Lineage: Eukaryota; Dinophyceae; Suessiales; Symbiodiniaceae.
GCCAAUAUCAAAGGUCUUGCUGAGAACGGCCUCGGCAUUUUGGAUGCUGAAGGGGCCGGAAGAGAGCUCAUGUCCUGCUUGGAGGCAGCUGGGAUGGAGCCCAACGAGGAGAGCAGGCAGAGGUGGCGAGAGUUCUGCUAUACAAAUGGCUUGCAACCGUACUGCUCCGCUGUUGUUAUGGAAGAGGAAGCCCUCAAGUAUACUGACAAGGAUUCGAGGUCGCUUCCACUGAUUCUCUCAGACCAGGGCGUCGUUCCGGCGAUGCGAGUCGAUCAGGGGUUCGUGCCGUUGAACAGCUUUGGAGAAAAGGGCACCGAAGGGAUCGUGCUUCUGAAAGAACGUUGCGAGGACUACUACAAAUCAGGAGUCCGCAUUGCUAAGUGGCGCACGCAACUGGAGUGCAACCUCGAGAUGCCGACAGACGUGGCAGUCUGGGAAAACUCGGACUGCGUUGCUCGUGCAGCACGCAUCUGUCAGGCUAAUGGCUUGGCGUUCAUUGCGGAGAUUCAGACAUCGCAGAACACAGGGAGCCACUCGAUAGAGAGAACGGCCUAUGUCUGUGAAAAGGUCUCCGGAAGAAGUGCCGCCACCACGCGCUUCAGUUCGCACCGCUGGACUCAGUCAGCUGCUGGAACUCCGCCGGAAAUGCCCGACAACCUCCGAAAAAUCAUGGACGAGUAUGAGCGGCGACGAGCCCAAGAAGACGCCAAGCAGUCUGGCAUCUGGGGGAUCCUGAACUCCAGCACUGGGGCCUUGAUGGGUGCCACCUGUGCAGGUGGCAUCCUUUGGCUGUUUUACUGCCUCGACGAUGUGUCCAGCUCCCCGCAGGGAUUGUGGGCGAUUCUUUUCAGGAAGCUUGGAGAGGAAGGGGCAAGUAGAGCUCUGGUGAAAGCAGCAUCCUGGAGAUUGCUGCCCAGGGACCUGGACAAGGACGACCCCUACCUGGUAAUUGAGCCGCACGAGGGGCUGAAGUUCUACACACCUGUUGGCCUUGGUCCUGGCAUUGACACUCUGGCGCAGGGCGUACCUGCCUUUCUUGACUUGGGCUUCGGAUUUGUGGAGGUCGGUCCAGUCGGUGCGGGCGGGGCGAAAGCAGAGACGGUGCUGCGAAACCUCGAACGUCGAGACGCCAGUCAUCAGAUUGCGCAGUUUGGACUGGUGGGUGCUUCUGUGGGAGGCAGCCAAGAGGACCCUUGCUUGAGAAGGGAGUUUCAGGGAGCGCCGGGCUUGGUGUCCGCUGUUCAGGAGCUGUUCUCAAUUCUGUCUUCACUGGGCCCCCAUCUCCAGCUCUUCGUCGUGGACCUGGCAUCUAUACCCGCAGGGCAGAGAGGUGAGGUGGCGAAGAUCGCGAAAGAGCUGGUGCUCAAAGCGAUGCAGCUGCCAGGGGGUGGGCCCCGCAUCUUCCUGAGGCUUCCUGCGAGCUGGCCAGAUGCCUCUGCAAGCCGAGAGGCACAUCCUGGACAGAACUUUUGGCAGCUCUGCAAAGUGCUUUCUUGGGAGGAGCAGCGCCGUGCAGCAGGCUCGCAGGAAUCCGCAGCAAAUCAGCCACACCAGCCAUGCAAUCCAUGGAAUGACUGCGCGACUCGCAUCUUGCAGCGCUUUAGAUGUUGGCAAAAGGUGGAAACCCCUCUUUCUUGCUGUGCCAUGCUGCUGGGUCUGGUGCGAUCUGCUCGACAGAAGUGUCUUUUGGGAGAGCCACGCCAGCGAAGCAUCAGGACCGCGAGAGCUUACUUGCCCUGCCUGGCAUUGGCUACACUCGCAGCUGCUCCGUUGGCUUUGUCUCCGGCUUUCGUCGGCGAGAAGGAUGUGAAGUGGGCUCGAGGCGGCCAGCUGCGGUGCUUGGCCUGUGAGGAAGGCCACGCCACAUCUCCAGGCAGCUUGCGCAUCAACUUCUGCGGCCGUCCUGCAAAAGGCUACACACCAGUCUUCUACGAUGAUCCCGGCACGAACACCGCGUCUGUAAAUGCUGGUGACUACAAUUUGUAUGUUGGGGGUGGCGCUAUCAACCUUGUCUUCUUAAAGGAGCUGGGUCUUCCCCGAUCGAACACGUACCAAGACUUGCACAAGGCGAUGUUGAAGGCCGCUUCCAGCACACCUGGCCAGCUGGUUGCCAGCUCGGCGCUGCCAGGUGAGGAAGUUGACGCUUUUCUGGCGGAGCUGGGCCUGAUGGCGUCCUUCGCUCGCGUACCCGCUGUCAACGGCCCCGAUGCUGUCGUUGGAGCAGCAUUUCUGGAUGUUUUGGGACCUGAGCAUCGCCCACGCAGCAUAAAGAACGUGGCGAUGCUGUACGUGGUGGGCCCGAAAGGUGGGUCCGAGCUACAGGGGGACAAGGCCCCACGGUGGACUCCAAUGCGGCAUUCCUGCAGAGCGUUGAAGAGAUGGCUGCCAACGCGCUGCUGGCAGUGGCGGAAUAUAAUUCACUUCUCUCCUUCGGAGGAGACGCUGCCCAGAAUCCAAGAAGUUCAGUUCUGUUUGGUAUCUGGUGGCGUCUACAUGCACCCGGAGAGUUCCAAGCUCGACGUGGCAACGGCCAUUGUCAGAGGUUUGCGACGGGGUGCCGACGCGAAAGCGGCUCCCACAGUGACUUUUGCGAAGAUUGAUUUCGUCCCUGACAGUCCGACCUGGCAUUGCGUUUCAGGUCAAACCGGGGUAGCAUUAUGA